AUGGGAGGAGGAUUGAAGAGAAAGUCAUCAUCAUCGAGUGGCAAAACCCUAGCUAAGUCAAAGAAGAAGAAAGGUCCUCACUUGCCCAACUCAAUACUCAAAGUCAUUGCGAGCCAGAAACAGCGCCCUCCUCUGAACUCUGACGAUGAAAUCGGUUCCGAUGAUGAACACGGCGGCGAUUUGUACGAGUACGAAGAAGAAGGUGUCCCUGAAGAAGAAUCCAGAAAGAACAACCGUUACGACCGCCAUGAUAACUACGACUACGAGCUUCCCGAGGAUUUCGAGGAUGAAAACGUGGAGUCAGAAGAUGAUGUUGAUGGUGGGAACAGCGAGAAUGAUGAAGAUGAUGAUAGACACAUACGAAUGUUGCAGUCUCUCACUGGAAUGCCAAGUGCAGCUUUCGAAGGUGAGAGUAAGAAGAGCAAACCUGUGCUCUUCACUGAAGCAUACCCAGAGGGUGAAUUCAAUCCCACCCGCGAUGUUUUGGAGGGUAAGAACGUCCUCACUGAGGAAGACUUUCUGGCGCCUCUUGAAGGAAAACCUGGAUAUCAAAAAACAAGAAAGCAGAUUGCUCUGAUGCGGAAGGAUACUAAGCAUCAUGUUGUCCAUGCUCCUCUGCCAAAGCCUCAGCGAGAUAGACUGGAGCGUAAAGCUGUGACAGGGCUAGUUGAUGGGGAGUUUAGUAAGUGGGUGCAUCUCGUAAAGAAGAAUAGGGAGGCACCGACUCUUUACUUUAACCAAGAUGUCGAUCUUGGUUACUCUACGGUUGGUGCAAUAGCAUCAGAGUUUCAACCCAGGACUCAGUUUGAGAAGAGGAUGGCUUCUGUUCUCAAUGAUAGUGACGUCUCUGAGGCUCACAGAGACGAUGGCGCUAGGCUUCUGAAAUUGAACGAGGUUUCUAUGGAAGACCACAUAAAGGACCGCCGUAACCACAUUGCCAAGAUGCGGGCCCUGCUCUUCCGUCAUGAGCGAAAAUGCAAACAAAUCAAGAAGAUCAAGUCUAAGACUUAUCAUCGUCUCAAAAACAAAGACCUGAAGAACUCGUCACUGGGAGCAUUAAUGGACCCAGAAAUGGCUAAAGAAGAGGCUAUGAGGCAGGAGGUUAGACGAGUAGAGGAACGUUUGACGCUUAGGCACAAAAACACAAGAAAGUCGGUGAAGCGCGUGCUAAGACUUGGACUGAAUCUGAAAUAUGAUGGACCUAAGGCAGCUAUAGCUGAACAACUUCAAAUUCAUGCUAAUUUGUCCAGAAAGAUGAACUCCAUGAGAGAUGGAAGUAGCAGUGAUGAGGAAGAGUUGAGCGAUGGUUCAGAUGAGGAGGACACUCCUUCUAGAUUGAUAGCAAAAGCGAAAGAGAAGACAUUGAAAGCUCUGGAAGAUGAUGAAGUGCCCAAUGCUACUGGUCUUAUGUCAUUACCUUUCAUGGCCCGUGCUAUGAAAAGGAAAAACGAGGAAGCUAAUCAAGAAGCUAAACGUGCAGUGGAGGAGUAUGAAGAGUGGGAAAAUUCUGGUGGGGAAAACUCUAAAAAAACCGUUAAUGUUAGUGGUAGAAGAGAGUUUGGUGCAACCGCUAAAGUGGAAGCUCCAAAAGAGUCUAAAAAGGAUUCAGAUAACUUUUAUGACAACAGUGAUAGUGACAAUGGCAUAGAAGAAGAGGCUGUAAGAGAUAAUGCCUCACCUGCUAGAACGAUUACUGAAACUGAGAAGUCUGAUGAUGUUGAUGGAAAUCCAGCAUCUAAGACAACAUUCGAUGUUGCCAUGUUUGCAUCAGGCUCUUGGAAGAAGAUGACAGGCUGCAAAAACACAGAAUCCAAAAAAGCAUCAAAGAAGACGCAUGUACCCAUCUCACAGGCUCAAGAUAAAAAGGGAUCGAGAGAUGAUGAAAGUGAGAGUGAAGCAGAGGAAAUGGUGGACGGAGUUUUGACAUGUGCUGCGUCAAAGGAAACCUUUGAGAUUCCUUGUCAAGCAGAGCUUAUAAACCGCGCUUUUGCUGGUGAUGAUGUGUUGGAUGAAUUUGAGAAGGAUAAGGAAGAUGUUCUGAAUCAGGAAGUUCCUAAACCCGAAAAACCGGUUCUAGUUCCUGGCUGGGGAGAUUGGUCCUCUGUCCAAAGAAAGAGAGGUAUAUCUAAACGGAUGGUUAUGGAACACGAAGCUGAAGAGAAAGAGAGAAGGGAAAAACUCAAAACAAGGAAAGACGCUCGUCUUAAACAUGUUAUCAUAUCAGAGAAAGUCGAUAAAAAGGCUGAGAAACUUCAUACAACGACACUACCUUUCCCUCAUACAUCAAAGGAAGUUUUCGAGCAUAGUAUGCGUAUGCCUAUAGGUCCCGAGUUUAAUCCCUCGACCAUUGUUGCGGAACUAAACCGACCGGAGAUUGUGAAGAAGACUGGGGUCAUAAUUAAACCGGUCAGGUUCGAGGAAGUAAAUCCAAACGAUGAAGUAGAUGAUGAACACCCUCGAAACCAUCAGAAACAAAGACCUAAAAAGAAAACUAGUAGACGCCAAAGCAAAGUCAACUCCAAGUAA
Molecule: messenger RNA, 2526 nt
Organism: Eruca vesicaria subsp. sativa (arugula)
Lineage: Eukaryota; Viridiplantae; Streptophyta; Magnoliopsida; Brassicales; Brassicaceae
Source: the annotation of a GenBank genome assembly